Closterium sp. NIES-65 is the source of this 432-nucleotide messenger RNA. Lineage: Eukaryota; Viridiplantae; Streptophyta; Zygnematophyceae; Desmidiales; Closteriaceae. The record is from the annotation of a GenBank genome assembly.
AUGUGUUCAACCUACCGUGUGUUCAACCCACCAUGUGUUCAAACCACCGUGUGUUCAACCCACCGUGUGUUCAACCUAUCGUGUGUUCAACCCACCGUGUGUUCAACCCACAGUAUGUGGAACAUGGACAUGGACGUGGACGUGGACGUGGUCGUGGACGUGGAGGACUUGGACGUGGACAUGGACGUGGACGAGGACUUGGACUUGGACGAGGACUUGGACUUGGACGUGGACGUGGACAUGGACGUGGACGUGGACGUGGACGUCGACGUGGACGUGGACGUGGACGUGGACGUGGUCGUGGUCGUGGACGUGGACGUGGACGUGGACGUGGACGUGGACGUGGACGUGGACGUGGUCGUGGACGUGGACGUGGACGUGGACGUGGACGUGGACGUGGACGUGGACGCUCUCGGGAAGUCUCUUGGAUAG